Messenger RNA from Saccostrea cuccullata (small rock oyster), 1835 nucleotides. Its product is annotated as cryptochrome-1-like. NCBI's taxonomy places the organism in Eukaryota, Metazoa, Mollusca, Bivalvia, Ostreida, Ostreidae. The transcript is spliced from 12 exons. The record is from RefSeq and is a predicted model, not a curated record. The coding region runs from base 138 to 1826 and encodes 562 amino acids. Gene Ontology annotation, biological process: entrainment of circadian clock by photoperiod; circadian regulation of gene expression; negative regulation of DNA-templated transcription. Gene Ontology annotation, cellular component: nucleus; cytoplasm. Gene Ontology annotation, molecular function: DNA binding; FAD binding.
AAUAGCUCACCCUCACGUUAAGAUGGGCAUGUUAAUGGCGUACAGAUCAAUUGUGUUCAAUAUUUUUGAUGGUAAAUUUAAAGCAAUAAUUUAAUACGAUGUGAUGUGUUAAGUGGAAGAUUGUAACAAUAAUCAAGAUGUCGAAGAGUGGUAAGAGAAAGCAUAUUGUGCAUUGGUUUCGAAAAGGACUUCGCUUACAUGACAAUCCAGCGCUUCGCGAGGCGCUGAAAGGGGCCUCAACCUAUCGCUGUGUUUACAUACUAGACCCAUGGUUUGCAGGCUCCUCGCAGGUUGGAAUUAACAAAUGGAGGUUUUUGCUGCAGUGUUUAGAAGAUCUAGAUACUUCUCUUCGUAAAUUGAAUUCCAGGUUAUUUGUUUUAAGAGGACAGCCAACUGACUUGUUCCCUAAAAUAUUUAAGGAAUGGAAUAUUACGACGCUUUCCUUCGAGGAAGACCCCGAGCCAUUUGGAAAGGAACGAGACAGUGCCAUUCAGAUGUUGGCUAAAGAUGCAGGAGUCGAUGUCAUCAUAAGGACAUCUCAUACUCUCUAUGACCUUCAAAAAAUAAUCUCGGUAAAUGGAGACACCCCACCUCUAACGUACAAGCGUUUCCAGUCAGUAUUGUCCAAAAUGGACCCACCCAAAGAACCGGAGGAAACGAUCAACACUGCUAUUUUAGAGAAGACAAAAACUCCACUGUCUGAAGACCAUGAUGACAAAUACGGGGUACCUACGUUAGAAGAAUUAGGGUUUGACACAGAGGGGUUAGGUCCUGCGGUGUUUUGUGGUGGAGAGGCGGAGGCUUUAACAAGGCUUGAAAGGCACCUCGAACGAAAGGCCUGGGUGGCGAGCUUUGAGCGACCUAAGAUGUCCCAGCAGUCCCUGUUUCCUAGUCAAAACGUACUUAGUCCCUACCUGAGAUUUGGUUGUCUGUCUGCUCGUCUGUUUUACUGGAAACUCAGAGAGUUAUACAGAAAGGUGAAGAAGAGGAAGGACCCUCCGUUGUCUCUACACGGCCAGUUGUUAUGGAGAGAGUUCUUCUACACGGUGGCCACAAAUAAUCCCAACUUUGACCGAAUGAAAGAUAAUCCAUUGUGUGUACAAAUCCCCUGGGAUAAGAAUCCAGGAGCAUUAGCGAAAUGGGCGGAGGGCAAAACAGGGUUUCCUUGGAUUGAUGCUAUAAUGAUGCAGCUGAAACAGACCGGGUGGAUCCAUAAUUUAGCCCGGCAUUCAGUGGCAUGUUUUUUAACCCGUGGUGACCUCUGGAUCUCGUGGGAGGAAGGAAUGAAGGUGUUUGAGGAGCUACUGUUAGAUGCUGACUGGAGUGUCAAUGCUGGGAUGUGGAUGUGGCUUUCCUGUAGCUCGUUUUUCCAGCAGUUCUUUCACUGUUACUGCCCUGUAGGCUUUGGUAAAAGAGCAGAUCCUACUGGGGAUUUUAUCAGAACAUACUUGCCUGUUCUGAAAGGAUUUCCUGCCAAAUAUAUAUACGAGCCGUGGACAGCUCCAGAGAGUGUUCAGCGAGCAGCGAAAUGUAUCAUUGGUAAAGACUACCCCGUCCCAAUGGUAAACCAUGCCGAGGUCAGCAAACUGAACAUAGGACGCAUGAAACAGGUCUACCAGCAGCUGGCCAUGUAUGCCUCAAUAGCUUCAGUCCCUAAACAAAUCAACAUUGAGGAACCAUAUAGCAAGCACACAAAAGCAAUGCAUUCUGGGAACCAUCCUUCGCGUGUAACCAUGAUGGAUAAUACUGAGCACGGUAGUCAUGGAAACCAUUCUCAGAUGACAGGAGAGGAGAGUGAUGGCCAGAAGCAGUACUUGACAACGUAGGGGUCAACA